AUGGCUGACAAGCCAGACACGGGAGAAAUUGCCAGCUUCAAUAAAGCCAAGCUGAAGACAACGAAGACGCAGAAGGACACCCUGCUGACCAAGGAGACCACUGAGCAGGAGAAGCGGAGUGGAAGCUCCUGA
Molecule: messenger RNA, 132 nt
Organism: Echinops telfairi (small Madagascar hedgehog)
Lineage: Eukaryota; Metazoa; Chordata; Mammalia; Afrosoricida; Tenrecidae
Product: thymosin beta-10-like
Exons: 1
Coding region: 1-132 (43 amino acids)
Biological process (GO): regulation of cell migration; actin filament organization
Cellular component (GO): cytoplasm
Molecular function (GO): actin monomer binding
Source: RefSeq, a predicted model, not a curated record